Neoarius graeffei (lesser salmon catfish) is the source of this 1230-nucleotide messenger RNA. RefSeq names its product paraneoplastic antigen Ma3 homolog. Gene Ontology annotation, molecular function: zinc ion binding; nucleic acid binding. The record is from RefSeq and is a predicted model, not a curated record. Lineage: Eukaryota; Metazoa; Chordata; Actinopteri; Siluriformes; Ariidae. The transcript has a single exon. Bases 1 to 1230 code for a protein of 409 amino acids.
AUGAUGAUGCAGAUCAGUAGUGAUGUUGAAAGCAUGCAAUCUGCAGAUGAGCCGUCCCUUUUGGCACUCAGUGAGACCUCUGUGGAGUCACCACAGACCACCAGUCCUUUUCCAGGUCCCCCUCAGAAUGAUAAUGACGUAAACAUGGCUACAUCAGCCCUAAUCACUGAUGAAAGACGAGUUCCAUCCCUUUCGCUGAGUGAUGUCAAUCCACCAGAGGUUCAGAAAGUUGUUGUUGAACACAUUGUGAAGAGGGAGGACACGGGUUCUUUCUUGUCAUCUCCUAUCCGACUUCGCUCCUUCUCCGGGAAAAUUCCCAGACCAAAUAGCGAAGCAGAUUAUGACACUUGGCGCUCGCACAUUGAACUUCUUUUGAAUUAUCCCAGCAUGUCUCCUCUUCAAGUGUCCAGAAGGAUCCUGGAGAGCUUGCUUUCACCUGCAGCAGAUGUGGUUAAAAGCCUGUGCUCCAAUUCACUGCCUUCUGCCUACCUGCAACUGCUAGAUUCAGCUUUUGGUGCAGUUGAGGAUGGAGAAGAGCUGUUUGCUCAACUCAUGAAUACUCUCCAGGAUCCAGGCGAGAAGCCAUCUACUUACCUGCAGCAGUUGCAGCUUGCACUUAACCAGGCUGUUAAGACGGGGGGUGUUGCACCAGGGGAAGUAGGUAAACACCUUCUCAAGCAGUUUUGUAGAGGGUGCUGGGACAUUGUUCUGCUCUCUAGUCUACAACUUGAGCAGAAGAAAAGCUUUCCACCUUCGUUCACAGAGCUUCUGCUAAUGUUACGUACCAAGGAGGACAGACAGGCAGCUAAAGCUAGUCGCAUGAGAAAACAUGUAGGAUCCAUAAAACAGAGAGUUCAGCUCCAGUCACAGAGUAGCUUUAUUUUUGAGCCAACAGAGAACCCAGAGACCAAUCCCAGUGCUAUAGAUGAUCUUAGGAAGCAGGUAGCGAGCCUCCAGAGUCAGCUAACUACCUUAAUGGCUCAGAAGAAGUAUAAGGGGUUCAGUGAUAGGGGUGCUACAGGGAGAACACAGGAUAGAGUGUUAGCAUCACAAAGUGCAAAACCAGACAUGUCAAAGCAACCAAGAAAGAACUACACAAAUGAACCCAGACCGUGUUAUUGCUUUAAUUGUGGGGAGGAUGGGCACAUAGCGACAAUUUGCACCAAUGACUCAAACCCGACUGUAGUGACUGAAAAGAGAAGACAGUUAGAGGAAAGACAGCAUGUGUAG